This is a messenger RNA of Amoebophrya sp. A25, 18462 nucleotides long. NCBI's taxonomy places the organism in Eukaryota, Dinophyceae, Syndiniales, Amoebophryaceae. The record is from the annotation of a GenBank genome assembly.
AGCCUUUAAUUAGAUGACUGCGGGCCAUUCCUUUAAGAUAGACUGAUCACCACUGCCGCUCCCAUGCUGCUGCUCAGCGUAGUUCUAUUGGCUCAAUAAAGAAGCUCUACGCGCCUUUUUUUCAAAAAAAAAAAAAAACACAAAUAUUAAGUGCUUCACUUGGUAAAUUGUGAGUCCUGUGGCUAAGUACGGCGGGGUCAGAUGAAUUGGCGUUCAUUGUAACUUACACCUCAUGCUAGGUAAAUGAAUGAAUGAAUAAAGCAGUGCUGUUGGGUUUGGUGUGGUUCCGGCUAGAACGAAAACAAGCUGCUCUAUCUAGUGCUUAGGGCCGCUCUUCUAUCUAGUGCUUAGGACUAGAUAGAAGAGCGGCCCUAAGCACUAGGUCUAGGCUUAUCUUGUCCGGACUGGUCGAAUCUAAGGCCGUUCUGAGCAAGAGAGAGCCGCUCGCUGCCAGCUUCGAACUUCCGAUGGUUGCGAUGUUGCUGGGAUGUGGCUUUUCUACUUCUGUGGUUCCUGCAUCCCAGCAACAUCAGAGCAGCUUCAUCCUCUACUAAAAAACAAAGCAGGCGAUGAUCUGCUAUACUUUUCUCUUGUACAUCAACUGACAGGGACAGGGUGACGCGUAGUCGUCUGUAAAGAUGAGACUAUGUUGACUAUGAGUGUUAUGAAAUUAUCAUGAUGUAAAAAGUGAUAUUCUACAAACAAAACAAUAGUUUUUGACGACGUUUUUUAUUUGCUACCUAGUACAAGAGCAUCCUUAGAGAAGAUGACGUCAAAGACGACCUUAAGCAAGGCUGUCAGUAAGGCAUGGGCUAAAGCCAAUCACGCAUCCACCGCCUCUACACCUGUGGCUCCUGGAGAUGCGGCCGCGUCUGGCAGCACGACAAGCACUGGCACUCCUGGCGGAGGAGGGACUUUCCGGCAGCCACCGCCAGCGUCUGGCAAACGUCCAAUGAGCACAAAAGAGGGGUUGUAUGCGCUCAUGAACCAGAACAGGAAUAAGGCCGCGACUGCUGCGGCCGCUGGUGCGGCCGCGCAAGCAGGAAGCGGCCCAUCAACCUCCAAGAUGCUCUCUGAGAGUGCGGCCGCGCAAGCAGGAAGCGGCCCAUCAACCUCCAAGAUUCUAAAGGAUGACCCGAUGAGCUACAUCGCAUUGGAAAUAAGCUUACUGCUAGCUGGAGGUAUGCUCUUUUUUCUGUUUUGCCUUGCAAGUCAGUGUGUCGUGGUACCCCUCCUUUCCCAUUCUUGUGCAUAAAUAUAGUCUAUGAUCAAUCAUCCCCGGUUUUUAGCUGAAAACUUUGAUUAUGAACCCGACUCACUGCCAUACUUCUUCUAAUUGUUUUCGUUUCUUUGAGUCCAACCAUGGGACACCUUGAGAAGAAACUGUUUUUGGAGUGCCUUUAGCAGGCCCCUUUGAGAUGUUUUAGUUUUAAUGUUUUUUAAUGCUGUAGUGUUUCAUCGGAUGACCCUCCGAAUUCCUGAACCUGUAUAAUAAUAAUGUCAUCACUUUUUUUUUUCAACUGUCACCUGUCAGUAGAAGAGAGACUUACAACCCUCUUCCCGAGGACUUCAUUAGGUAUUUUUCUUGAUCAAUAAGUCUGAAUAGUUCUGUAGUUAACCUUAAGUCGAUAGUUUGUAUUCGCAAGAUCCUUUUCUCUUUCCCGGAUCUAUUCCCAGUAGAAAUUGUUUCCUAUCGCUAAACCCUGACCCCCUUAGAUAUCGUUUCUUAUCUGAUGAUGGUGCGAAUCUACUCGGCAGUUUGCCUAAGAUUUCCCUGAUGAAUUCUACCCGCUAACCUAGCUUGUUGUUGGAUUGUUAGCGGUUUCCCGAUUGAGAUUGUUCCUGCUGUUCCUGCUGAUGUAGAACGACGAUGGUCAGGCUUUUGCUUAUUUGCUAUCGUUUCUUAUCUAGCCCGCAUUUCUUUCACUCAAUAAUUGGCCUUAGUUGUAAGACUCAAGCUCACGUCAACCUAGACUUUUAGGUUCAAAUAUCUUUUAGAUUCAACUACUACCACCUUUCGUCUUAGGCGUGAACCUUUUGAAUUACUCACGGGUUCCAUGAUCAAUUACUCAGGUUCCUUGUUAACCUCAACUUCAUCCAUUACUCAGGUUCCCUCGACCACGCUUUGAAUUACUCACGGGUUCCUUCAACAGAGGACUUUUUUCAUCAUAUUUGUUGUAAUUAGGUUCCUUUACGCGACUCUUGGAGGAUGAUAUCAAAGGCUGGCUCACGCUGCUAUCCGAAAAGCUGCAGGCGUUGGAGUGCGCUACACCGAAUGGUGCGAGUAGUGUCAUCAGAAUGCUCUCAAACAAGGCUCGGUCCUCAGGUACUAUAGCUCCAGAUAGUUGCACUUUUUAAGUACUUUUUGUGUACCUGAAAGAACAACAUAUAAUCAUGUCCUGCCAUGUUAUGUCGUAAGGAACAUAGUGUCUUCUAUUAGGUUCGUCGGACGGGGAGCAAGCUUGGACGUUGAUGUUGCGCUACGCGUACAAAUAUGCGGUCAUUGGAAACGAGAAGGAAGCUUUGAAAGAGUGGAAGUCACGCCAUGUUUAUCUUCGAGAUGAAGAAACCGGAUUGGCAUUGAUGUUAUGGCGCUGCUCUCUUUCAUUGUUGUAGUUAUAAACAGGACGUUAGUUAAAAAGUUGUACAGGAACACGGCUGAACGGCCUCAGACACGUUUGAAGAACGUCCUAGGUAAGAGCUAAAAUGGCCUGACAUAGGCUGUUCCAGUUAAACAGGUCGUGGCGUUAUGCUGUACUUAUUUUCAUCGUAGUUCUUGUUAAACAGGAGGUCGGUCAACAGUUGAUUCAUUCAGCCUUUGAUCGUUCUUGUUAAACAGGAGGUCGCUCAAACUGUCACUGGUUUCUACUGGUCUUCGAUCAAACUCGAAGAACCGUAAGAACCGUGGGUGCUGGCCAAGAAUCGAGACGCUCUUGGCACAGGCCCAAUAUUACCUUCGUUAUCAUGUAAUGCCCGCGACUGUAGUUGAGACAACCAUGUAGUGGCUGCGACUGUCAGUCAGUUGGUUGCAAUGAUCUGAUUACACGACUGAGUACUGGUUUUUCCAGUGUCUCACUAGGUAGUGGCGCAGUCGUUACCCACGAGGUACUCAAAGUCGCAUUGAUUGGAUGGCGCUAAUUUUCGUUCCGGCAGCAUCAAACAGAAACGCUGGGAAACAGCCCAUAUCUUAAGACUGUUACUCGACAUUAAUAGGAAAUAAGCGAGAAACUAACUGAAAUAACCUACCGAUUCUCAAAUAUAACUGUCUGUUGCCGUUGCAACCGCACAGCACUACGCGUCCAUUUUUGCAACCGUUGUACACCACGGCUCGAUGCCAUUCGUUGUUGAUCACCACCAUCGCCGGUUGUGUCCUUCUAAUGUAUCGCGAAAGCUCUGGAUAAGAAAUGGAACAAAGCUCUGGAUGGGACAAUUGGAUUCCGUCCGUGGAAGUCGGAUGAGUUAGCUGUCAUGGCGAACUGGGCUAGGAGUCGACGAUCUCUUAAAGUGGAUGCCAUAUUGUCUUCACAAGCACAAGCACAAGCACAAGGCUCAAGUUCAAGUUCUUCUAAAAGCAAGAAGAACAACUUCAGCACCUCAUCUUCUAGACCACGAACACGAAGUCCGAGUCCGACGACGAGCUCCUCCGCGGAGUCGUUUGGCGCCUUUCUUACUGCUGUGGCUAGAUACAUGCAGAGGGAGAGCGAAGCAGUAUUAAGGCUACUACUACAAGAAUAAGCGCAUCACUGUAAGCGAUCGAUCUAGUACCAAACCUAUCAUGAAAUUCAAGGAUCGGCUUGGUAGAUCGAUCGCUUGCAAUCAUCUUCCCUUGAUGCAUCUUGAUCCUCCCGUUUUCAAUGGAGAGGAGGCAUCCCAUGAUGCAUCUUGAUCCUCCCGUUUUCAAUGAAAAGGCAUCCCAAGAUGCUCAUCUUGCAGAAGAUGCCACAUCAUCUUGCAGAAGAUGACCUCUUGCUAGGUAAAUGAAUGGAUGAGUGAAUGAAUGGAGGAUGCUCUAACAGUAACGUUAGUCGAAACCCCUGCAGAUAGAACGCAUAUCCACGACGAGCGUGCUCAGGCUGUCGACGAGUUCUGGGGCAAUGCUUUUCCACACAUCUUAGACAGAGCACAGUUCAUUAUGACGUCGAGUACAGUAGUAAUUCAAGUAAGUAUUCGAAAACUGAAAAUAACCGAGUUACUGACUGAAAUAAGGGAGGUAGCUAGCUUUGACAAGGCUACUCUUCCUUUUCAUCAGUAUCUCGCUUAUUCUGAUCAGUUACGUGCUUCUUUCAGUUUUUCGAUUACUAAUUCAAGUACUUACAAAAAAACUUGCAAGCUAAGUACUCUCUGGUUGAACUUGAAAAAUGUCGUGGUGUGUAUUUUCGAGAGGUAAUAUACCGACACAUCGUUCUUGUGACAGCUACACUAGGUGGUCAGGUCGUCAUCCAUGAUACUCGGAGUCGACCUAGGUAAAAAUGUGCAGCAAAUUAUAUGUAGCUAGUCAUGUACACAUGAAUAGCUUUAAUCUUUCUUCCAUCUUGGCGGAGGGAACACGACUGGGCGAUACUGAGUUUCUGCAAGAGUUAUGGGAUUCGUUUGCGGAGCUCCCUUCCGUCAGAACCGAGAAGGUGAAUGGUCUGCCUUUGCCACAUCAGACCUCUUCUCCUAGCUCUACUUCUACUACAACAAUUAGGCCCACCAGUAUUGGGCCUUUGUUUGCGGUUUUGGAUGCUCUUUGGGCUGAUCAUUUUGGUGGUACAACUGCAUCAGCUGUUGCAUCUCUGGUUUCUCUUAAAGAUAACGAUGAAGUUGUUCUUCAACAUGCUCAAGAAGAAGAUCAUCCCUGCGGAGGUUGGAGCGCUGGGCCGCCUCGUCCCGCGCAGACCCUAGAAUCCUUUUUCCCAGAGGAUGAACUUCAAGUUGUAGAAGAUAAUGAUUUAGAAGUACAACAACUAGAGGAUCAAGAGGUGGAUGACGAUUUGACCCCAGGCACGCAUAUUCGUGAGCGCACGCGGAAGCGCAAGGUCGGAGUGGACCGAGGACGGGCGCUCGGCCGCGACGACGCGACCAGCACCCGUUUUGUUGGCGACACCCGUUCUGCAGAACAAGCACUCUUUGCCAAUGUGCGACGGGGAAAAAAUACUACCCAUGCGCCCAAGGACCUUUAUCUUGAGGCUUCCUCUGGUGAAGAGGAAGACGAGCCGCCUAUGGCGUCUGGCCGAGCACCUCCGCCACCGCCACCACCACCAGCUCCGCCGAAGUCGCGUUGCAAGUCUGCAGCGCGAGUGGAGAGCGUGAAAGACAUCGUCACCCAAGGGGCUGAUAAAAGAAAGCGCGAUACUAGAGCAGAUGUUGUCAACGGAGCUGGUAAAGAACAAGAUGAACAGCAGGAAGGCGCAUCUGCUGCGUCGUCUACCUCUGCUCGACAACAUCAGGAAGGCACUUCUAAUAAUAAAACUGCUAGUACUUCUAAAAGCGCUACGUCAGAUGAUCAGGUGGGCAACCCACCAAGGUUGAAAAAACUGAGAAAAGCAGACACAACUGACCGUGUGAAAGAUCGAGAAGAGCCUCCAAAAGAUCGAGAGAGGGACCGGGAUCGCAGAAAAGACGACCACGCUGAGCGUGAUCGAGAUAGACGCCCAUCUCUACGGUACCCCCGCAUAGAGUCAGUGUCGCCUCCAUCUCUACGAUCCCGUGAUAAGGCUGAUGACUACCUCAAUCGAGAACGAGAGCGGAAGCGCGACAGGCAUGAUACAGACCGGGACCGUGAGCGCACUAAAGAAGAGCGAGAGCGGGAUCGACGACACAGGGAUCGAGAGCGGGAUCGCGAUGCUCGCCAUAAGGACGACCGCGAUCGACUGCGCCCUCGCCGAGCAGCAACUCCACCGCGUCGCUUCUCGCGAUCAACAGCGCGCGGUCGGGCAGAAGCGGUUGCGAAGCCAGAGAAGCGGCAGCGCAGUGAAUCUACCCGUGUUGAGCAAGAUGAGAAAGAAAAGAAAGAGAAGAAGAAAGGCUUUCAAGGUAGUGUCAGUGAGGAGGAUGAGGGAGAUGAGAAGGAGGAAUUCAUUUCGUCUCGUGAUGAGAACAGGUACAAGGCUGCCAUGAAGGCGAAAGAGUCCCCAAGAGGGCCACAAGCGCAGACCCCCUCUACCACAUCGCCAGUGCUAGCUCCCAACUCAGGCCAAGCGCUCUCCUUGAUGGGCGCACACCCCAUGGGAGCGGUAGCAGGUGCGCUUCCGCCACCUGUCCACUCUGCCGCCCGAGUGCUCGCGUCGCCACACGUUGCCCCGGCGCCUCUGGGCCCUGGUGGCCCCAUGGGGACGGUGGUGCUGGGCGCGGCCCAGUUCGCCAGUCAGUACGACGCCGCGAACAGUAUGUUUAGCAAUCAGUACGCGCCAGAAGUACUGGCGGCGGAGCGCAAGGAAGAAAAACGCGAGGAAAAGCGCGAGCAAAAAAGGCAAAAGAAGCUUGCUAAGGAGAGCAAAGUUCUAGCCGACGAGAAUGGAGACGAGGCUACAACAACGCCUUGUGUGGUAGUUGUUGCUGCGGACGACGAUGAGGACAGGAAGAGCAAAAAGCAAAAGGUGGAAACUCAGGGAACUUCGAAGGACAAAUCGUCGAAUUGUAACGAAGGAAUGGGAACAACAAAGGGAAGAACUACCAUUGAUAUGACCGCGGGGAACAAUGCUAGUCGUAUCUCCUCCAAGAGUACGCCUCGCAGCGACGCAGAGGGCCAGCGUCGGCCACCACGUGUGUCGGUGGCCCAAACCACCACGGCAAAGUCGAAACCUCCUGCGAAACAGGACAACAAGGAUCAUGAACAGGUGGAAGAUCGUGGACAGGCAAGAAAUCCACAACAAGUACCAGCCAAGGCGCGAAGCGUCCAAACCACGAAACUGGCUCUUGCCCAACAUCAAGAUUCCUCUACAACGAAGCAGGGCAAGCAAUCUGAUCAAUCUGUGGACAGGCAGAAGGAUCACGUUGCAGGUACUAGCAGCAGCGCCUCGUCUCCAGGCUCUCCUCGGCCGAGAGCAGCCUGGGGAGCAGGAUGGCAAGAAAAGAAGACGCUCGCCACUAGUCCCGACGGCGAUGCCUGGGACCGCGCUGCAGAAAAGUCUCCGCAAACGACAAGAACAUCUACGGUAUUUUUAUUGUCUACUUAUCAUGAUUAUCCAACUUGUUGUAGAACAAGUAGAUAGAAGUAGAACAGACUAAGCUAUUAAAACUCGUGCAAGAUGUAUGUUGAUAGGCAAUAUCAUUCGAAAUUGUUCUGUCUCCAAAAACGUUUACCUUAUUAGGCCGCUUCGGGUCAGCGAGCAGGCGCAGUAGGCGACUCUCGCGGCUCCAGUGACGAAGGAAAAGGCGGUAAGGAUGCGUCAGAACAAGGGCCACGACCUGAAGACGGUCCUCUAGUCGAAGAGGAGAGACCUGGUGCUGGUAGUACAACUGGUGUUUCAUCUUCUUUUAAGGGUAGGUUAAAGGUGCUUUUCUUACCGCUUUUUAUGCCUCUCCUAAGGGAGAAAGGCAUAAAAAGCGGGGUAAGCAAGCACCAAAAACCUACCUCUAAUUCUUCUUCUUCUUCCACUCUGCUAGGCAACGGGGAAAAGGCUGCAGACUCAGCCACAACGAUGUCCUCCGGAGGAGGGGGUAAGUUAGAAUCGGACUACAAGCUACGACGUGAGCUGGAAAGAGCUCGUAAACAGCACGCAAAGACGUAUCCGACGCUGCCGGACGGUGGAAAAGUGAAAGAACCAGAAGCGUGGCUUCCCGAAUUUGGCGAUGCGAAUUCGUCGAUGUUGUGCUGGCUGCCGGGUUUCGUGCAAGUGCCGACACCAGAUGUUGUAGGUAAGAAGUGGUCUUUCGCCCAAGGCAACGGCCUCGCGCUGGUCAGUGACUGCUUUCCUAAGCGGAUGCAAAUGCAAAAUGUGGACUUGCAAGUGCAUCCUGGAACGGACUGGGAACACGGAUGCGCGCAGAGUAUGAAAAUAUGGGGUCGACUCAAAGCGGAGUGCCCCAAUCCGCUGGAGAACCGGUACCCAGUGUGGUUCCAGCUGAAACAGGGCACUGACCGUGGAAUUCAUCCGACGCGAGUUCAAUUCGCCCGUCAGGUGGACGAAGCGCACGAAGCGGAACUUACCGCAAUCAAGGAGGACUACGAACAAAAGAAAGCAUCUGGUGGUGGUGAUCAUCACAGUGCGAGUCCGCCUCCUUGGAAGAAGAGCUCAUCGUCAGGAGGAGCACACAAAAAUGGUCUUCUAGUAGGCCCUCCUGCACCAGCAGCAGGAGGAACAUCUGCCACGACGAGCAAUGCUAAUAAGGUGAAAGUAGUAGCAAAGAAAGCAGGAUCUUCUAUACCGCCACAAUUACAAAAAAAACUUACGACCAAAGGCGCAGCAGCACCAGGCCAGAUGAAUGCAACAAAUUAUGCAACAAAAGAGCUCGCCGUCGGUGCUACUCCUGCUUCAGCCUCUGCUUCUGACGGGGAUGUGCAGCUCUUCGAUCCUCUUGCACCUCCGAAAGUCUCUCCUGCUGCGACUGCAUCGGUGCCACCACCUCAAGAGCAGCAAGUUGAAGUUCCUAAAGAUGACAUCCAAGCUCUGCUCGAAAUCGCCUUCCCACCUGAGGCAAAUGAAGAGGGACAGCUGCAAACCAACAACAACAUAUUUCCUACAACAGGACGAUCAUCAGGAGCAGCAAACCAAGCUCCUCCUGUUGCGCCGUUCAUACCGGAUCUGGCCAAAUUAGAAAAGGAUUUCUGGGGUGACAUGGAACACAUCGAUAACUCGAUGAUGGGUGGUUUUAAGGCUCGUAAAUUUAAAAUAGUAAAUAAAAUCUACUUAAAUAAAAAUAUGUUUGUUUAAUAUUAAAAAUCGUACUUUGUAACAGUCUAACAGAAUGAAGGGGUCAUGCUCUGACUCUGUUGCAGUCUAACAGAAUGAAGCAAAGAUGUUCUGACUCUGUUACAAUCCAAAGAACAUCCCCUCUGACAUGAACAUCCUCAUGUAUCCGAUCACAGGACUUAAUUAUGGACAUCUGGUGGGGAAGACCUAUUCGAAAACAACUCAGAAUAACCGAGUUACUGAAUGAAAUAAGGGAGGUAGCUAGCUUUGACAAGGCUACUCUUCCUUUUCAUCAGUAUCUCGGUUGUUCUGAUCUGUUACUUGCUUAUUUCAGUUUUUCGAAUACUUUAUUCCGUUACAUUUAAUCGUAUCUAUAAGCUACGUGCCUGCUGUCUAUUUUUAGAUAUUAACAAACUACAACUGCUAGCAGCGCGUCGCAUAGUCUAGGAGCUGGUAUGCUAGCUAGCGGUAGGCUUCAUGGAUGGCUAGCAGAUCUCAUGUCCUCUUGGAUGUAACAAGAUUUAACAAGUUCCAUUGUAAAAACGGGUUCGAUUGUCCUCCUCCUCUAAUUUUCUCGCGGUUUCGGCAAAGCUCAAUGUGCCUCUGACGCAGGUCUUGCAGAUGAUAUUUAAGAUGCCGCUGGCCCUUUUCGCAUUCUCUUUUAUUGACGAGUGGAUUGGACCGGACACCGACGACUCGAACAUCCGCGAAAGAAUCCUUAUGGCUCCUAUAUUAUACUAGUACUGGGAUAAAAAUUUUUACUAGAAAGACGAGAUGAGUAAUUCAAUGGGAUAAUUACUAGAAGUAAUCGGAUAUGUUUUGUGAUUAGUUGUACUAGACGAGUAAUUGAAUCCUGUUGAAGCCCGAACCUGACCUAUUCGAAAACUAAAAAUAAGCAACACUUGAACUACUGAGUUCAAUAAUAGUGCUAAGUUGGUAGCUUUGUUAAUAGAAAGAGCACUUUACUCGGCUUCGGUUACUUCAGCUAAAUUAUUGUGCUGCUUCCUACCGCUGUUGUUCCCCUGAAUCUACUUCUGACUUCAUGAACUGUAGGGUUAGUAGUACUCUCACCUACUUAUAAUAUAUACUUAGCCUUUGGCCGGGCUUGUUCCAGCGCCUCCUCUAAGAGACGACGCGAUGCACCUAAUCCAGUCCUUUGCUCAGACGUCACCGUCAGCAGUAUCGUCGCCUUGGCCAAGCUUGCUGGCUGGCAUGAUUUGGGUCCCAUAGAGAGGCUCGUCAAGGUGAAAGAGGAGCUCUUCGAAAAGUACCCGAGGAAGAGAACCGACGGACCAAUGGUAUUGAUACUUAAGGGUAGGUUAAAGGUGCUUUUCUUACCGCUUUUUAUGCCUCUCUCCCUUAGGAUGAGAAAGGCAUAACAAGCGGGGCAAGCGAGCACCAAAAACCUACCUCUAAGAUACCAAAAGACCCCAAUAACCAUAACCCAGAACAACAGGCGGCACAGGGUCCGCAGCUUCGCCGAAUGUCGCUUGUGGAGUUCGAUUUUGAAGUGAUAAGGCACUUUAGCCUUCAACAAGCGGCCGAACCUCCUAUAACAGCGGAGAAGAUUCGCUGUACGCGGACACUCGCGGAAAGCAUACUGCAGACGAUUCUUAAGUUAGGACCACAGAGAGAUUCAAUAUUUUUGUCACUUAAGUUAGGACAGAGUAUAAGUGGCGAGAUUCAAUAUUUUUGUAUUUUUCUAAGUCCGCCUUGUUAUACAACUACUAGUUAUCUUCCCGCGAUAGUUUUUCGUUCUCUCUCCUCUUUUCCAAAAAACCUCACAGCCGAAGCUCGCUGAUUGGUACACGAAAUGACGUUGAUGCACGUAAAGAUAAUGGAGUGAUCACAACGUCUGGGCUAGUACAACUUAUAAUUAGCAUUGUAAGUCUAAGUCCAUCUUCCGAAUCAUCUUUGUUCUGUUUCUCAAGGUUUUUUCCCACCAAGCAAUAACCGCUUAUAAUUUUUCCUCAAUCUGCUUUAUCUUCAAGUUCAAUAUCAAUCAAUGUGGGAAGUCCCAGGUAACUCCUUCCAAUUUAUCCUAGGUAACUCCUUCCAAUUUAUCCUAGGUAACUCCUUCCAAUUUAUCCUAGGUAACUCCUUCCAAUUUAUCCUAGGUAACUCCUUCCAAUUUAUCCUAGGUAACUCCUUCCAAUUUAUCCUAGGUAACUCCUUCCAAUUUAUCCUAGGUGCAAUUUAUAUUAGGUUGGCUCGGUCCUCCUCUUCAGACUUCAAGUACAGGGUUGAUAGUUUUGUGCCUCACUUAAUACAUACAGUGUUCUACCUCACUUCUACCUUUCGUCGAUGAUGUGAGCUCUCCUAGUCACAGGUGUGUGUGCUCUCCUAGUCACAGGUAUGUCACAUGCUCUCCUUGGUACUUCGGCAAGUUCUAAUCAAGCUGCCUAACGUGAGGCACGAGGUACAGGAUUAUGUACACGGAAAGAUGCGACUGGCGUUGGCAGACUUUGUGGCGAGGAAUCCUGUUGCUGGGCACGCGCCGGCUGACUACUUACCUGAACAGUGGAAAGAAAUCCAGCGUCAGAUCGCUUCCGGAAAUUAUCGAGAAGGUGUAUUGAUUAAGGGUACAACAUCAAGAAAUCCAUCUUCAUCUCGAUGAUCUACCCAACCAGCAUGAUGCUUGUGGUGGAUGCAGGUCUGCGUCUGCACACACUACCUAGUAGCUAGAGUAAUCUCCUCCUUACACAAACAUUAUAAUAUUAUGAGUACUUGUUAGUUUUACCUCGUCUAGAGACUUAGCCCUUCCAACAAUAUCAGUACUUGUUUCUAGAGACACGUCGAAAAGAGGCACCAAGAUACUUCUGAGGAUGGAUUUCUCAUAGAAGGUGGUCUAAAUUGAAGGAUCAAUACAGAGAAAAAGCGUGGGAAAAGCUACAAGGUGCUGUGGCCGGCGAACAAAAAACAAGAGCAAGGGUGAAGCAGCUUCAAGCUGCUUCAAGCGGGACGGCACAACAAGUACUUACUUAAUGUUACCAGUGCUAAUCUGUACUAAUGGUAUUCUACUAACCUGUGCUAAUCGUCUCUAUGAAUUAUCUAACCUAUGCGAGAAGCCUUAUCAAUCUACGAAUAUGUUGUAGUAAUGUAGAAGUAGAUCAUGUUCUUGUGCUGAUGUAGAAUAUCAUGUUAAGGUCCUUUGCAACAAACCGAUUACUUAGGUUAAAUUACUUAGAUUAUUACUCACCGCUAGUACUUACUUUACGAAAACAGAUCAACGGCCUGAUUGCGAACCCGAUGAUCGCUCAGCCCAGGGCUUCUCCUGUUGGAUCCGAUGCAGCGAAAUUCUUGCUCAAUAGUAACUUGAUGUCUGCAGUGUCAUCAGUCGCCGAACGCGGGGGGUCUGCCAGUGGAGGUGCUAAUCCACCAGCAAGUACUUCUGCUGGUGGUCUGCUGAAUUUGAAUAGGACCGCUUCGUCGUCGUCUCAUUCUAGUCAGCAGAUGAAUGCUGGAGGUAACUAUAAUUACAGCAGAGAGGAGUGGGAAAAGUGGUUCGCAGGAACAAAAACGAACCAACAGGAAAGCCUCUCAGCACAGCAAUUGUAUGGCGAUCUCUCCGCGUCGUCCAAUGCGGAUGAUGUGAACAAGACCACCACGUUGAUGUCUUCAACUACUAGCACUGCACCACUCAACAUUGCGACGUCCUCGUCUGGGUCUUCCUCCUCCUCCUCGAAUCUCCAGAUGGGUACGUCGCAGUUUGGAAGCCUCAUCGCUGACCAAAAAAAACAAAUCUACGAUGCAUUCCACAAUCCUGGCCAUCCUGGCUGUGGUACAAGUGCUCCUGCCGUAACAUCAUCGACAGUUCUUGCCUCUUCAUCAACCAGCGGAUCUACUUCUUCGAGCGCUGUAGCCGCUGGAAGUCUUCUUGCUGCAUGUGGAAUGAAGAUGGACAAAAAAGAUACAAACAAGUCCUCUCAGAUGACGGAUUCGGCUCCUCAUGAUGGUCCUGGUCGUGCCGCAGGUGAAAAAACGAAAACCUUCACAGGAGGCAUGGACCUCAGCAAAGAGUUUGACAUCGGUGAUGAUGACGUUAAGGCAACCGAGAACGCAUCCUCAGCGUCAUCCUUGGCCUAAACCCUUAAAGGGGUCGUAUGGCCCUUUUUUAAAGGGGAAAAGUCCUCGCCAGGGAUGGCGCCAGGGGUGCGAACGUGAUGUUGGCUCUAAUGAUGGCGACGAUGACAAGACGGAAGACGAGAAAUCGAUGUCCGAGUACAACUUUGACGAUGACGAAGAGAAUUUAUCGAAAAUGGACGCCGAACUCGGUCUGACUACGUCAUCAAGGCAAAAACAGAAUCCGGGAGCUCUUCAAAACCAAAGGAUGAACAAGAAUAGAGAGAAGACGAAAACUACCUCUGAAGCAGGACAAGGACAAAAUGCACACGACCAGCAAAUGCCGCAUGAUCUUCUUGAUGAAGACGAUCAUUUACUUCGUCAGCCUACGACGAGCGAGCAACACGUUGAAACAGGCCCUUCGUUGUCAAACCCUUUCCUCGUGGAGGCCGAGCCCGAAAUAGAGCCGCAGGAGAGCCAGGAAGUAGAACACCACGACCAAGAAGUGGAACAAGAGAAGCGUCCCCCAGAAGUUAUGGCGACAACCGCAGUCGCACAUGCUGCAUCCUUGUUGUGUUCUUGAUGUUGUGAGUGGGACCAUCUUCCGUAUCCUUCUCUAGGGUAAGUAGCUAGUCCUCUGUUUCAAGCCUUUUGAAAAGAGGACAACUGCUGCUACGAGGAUGCUCCCACAAGUCAGACAAGGAUGUUGACAAUGCGACUGCGACCGCAGCUACUGUUCUAAAGAUAGAGCAGGUGCGCCAGCAUUGAAUUGCCAAUGGAGGCAGGGAGAAUUGGAAGAGAUCAUCUCAGAGUUGGAGUCGAAGAUUGCGGAAAGCGAAGCCGUCUUGAAGAAUGGUCUUACCUCAAUCGAAAAAGACAAAGCAUUGGAGACGUUCGCGAAGCUCCAAAAAGUCGACGAGGAAAAAAAAGCACUAACCAAGGAACUCGAAACGCGAAAAAAAGAGCUAGCAGAUCUCAUCUCUGGCUUGUCAAAAGCUCCAUCCUCCGCAGCAGCAAGAGAAGAUGGCCCUGAUGUGACGACGACCGCAUCCGCACACACCAUGUUGAACCUGAGAACGGCACAAGCUCAACCAUUAUACCCUUCUUCAUACCAGAAGAUGAGUCAUGAUCAGAAUACAGGUCAACCCAGGAACCCACAUUCGCUGAGUGACGAAGAGUUGGCCGAGGUACAGAGAAGGAUGCAAGCUUCACGCAAUAAGCAGCUUCCGUUUGGAUGGGGACCAACUACACGGAGUGGCACGAUGGCAUCUUCUAGUACUACUUUAGCGCACAAUAUCAAUAACGCCUCUUUUUCAAAGGUGGGAGGACCUUCCGAGGAUCUCAACGCACUUGGACAGAUAUUGGAAGAAAUCAAGAGUACCCAGCAGCAGGUUGGAGCGGCCGCAAGUGCCGCCUCUAGCAGUGGUCUCGUGCCUCCGAAGAUUCAGAAUCGCUAUCCAUUACCAUUGCGUCCCAACAAUGCUGGUGCGUCUUCUGGUGCUCCUUCAGUACCAACAACAACAUCAAGCGGGGGCACAAGAACUAGAGCAGUAGGGAUUACAAGGGAGCACCCCCUUCUGGCUCGAACGGUUUCUCGUGAGAAAAGCAACAACGCUGCUGCUAAUUUUCGCGCUGCACAGCGGGUGAACGUCAUGCUCCCGCCACCGACCUUAGGGCAGACGCCAACGCGCUCUCCUCACUCGAAUGAAGCAGACACGGCGGCCUCUUCUAGCGUUCUUCCGCAGACGUCAGCGAUUGCGCCCAACGCGGGAAACAAAGCGAAGGAAGGUGAUAUUGCUAGACGCUUUUUGCUUUCUUUCUCGUAUGUUGUUCCUUGUAUUUUUAUGAAAACGGAGGUCCAAGUUGAAGUUGAUCAUGAUGAUCUACUGUUUUCAUUUUGCAUGUAGAUGAACGAAGUCGAAGUUAAAAGAAACUUGGGCUUCCUAUCUGGUCUCAACUCGUCGGCUUUCCUCUAUUGUAUACGAGUACUUCCAAAUUUCUUCUACCAGGUACUACAGUUACUACACCAGCAGCAGCGACGAGGACUCCAACGCCAGCGGAGGCCGUUUUGCAGCAACUCCGUGAAGUGUUUCCGAAUCAGACCGAAGCGCUGGCGAGGCAGUUUAAGGGAAGUGCUGGCAACAGUAUGGCCGCCUUGGAUGAUGAGUGGCUGCUAAGAUUACUGCUUGGGUUUUGCCGGCAACUAUUGGCGGAAGGCGGAGGGCAGCAACGAACUCUCUCCGCUACCGCGAAAAUUCAGUGCCGCACCAUCCUGCAACGCUGCAAGUUCGUCAAUUAUGUUGGUCGCCUUUACGACACGAUGACUGGUAAUAGAGAUUGCUCUUCUGAAUUUUAUGGCCAGGCAUCCAUCGUUUGAAGAUUCUGUUUUGCUUUUCGUUUUUCUGAAUUUACGACUCGUUAGGUUGAUGAUCACUGACUGACACCAACUCGUUGAGCAUCUGAUCACCGUCAGCAAGUCGCUGAGCAUCAUCGUCUAGUCCUCUACAACUUCUUUCUUCCUGAACAGAUCUGCGCUCAAAGAGGGAAAUCUCGGAGGUGAAGAAAGUCUGGGGUGGCGGCGGUUGGGCAAAGGUGUUAGAAAAGUUUCCGAUGUUUUUCGAGGUACAGUGGUCCGAUCAGCUCGUUGUUGGCCUCAAAGGGCCGUAUCCCUUGGAAGGGCCACAAGCUGCGGCUGAAAGACUAGCAUACAAACCAGCACAAGCUGUUCCCAAUGCCAUCACUAACAUUAAGGGACCUCGUAAUUAAUAUAUAUGAAUAACAAAGUUUGUCUUACCGUUAUAAUACCCUUACCCUCCCUUAAACCCCCCCCUUUGAACCGUUGCGCCGACCCUUAUGACCCUUACGCCCCCUCCUUGCGAUACCCUUUGAGACCCUUGCGACACCCUUACAGCCCCCCCCUUACAGCCCCCCCUUAUGAAGCAGGCGACCCCUUACGAUUUCUCCCCCCUUUGUGACCCCCUUACAAGUUGGCACCUUUUUCCAACCUCUUCACCGUCGAACUCCGCAAAGUGCGCGCACUCCUUCGCACUCACUGCCAGCGCUUCUCCUUGAUCUGAUGGCGUUCGGGGUGUCGCGGCUUUUGCUCAUCCCCUCACGCCGCUUGCCCGUGGAAGUUGUCAGCUUUUGGAUCAUGAUCGACAAGAGACACAGAGCGUAGCAGAGUGUGAACCGGUCCACCUUGCAAGAGGGCUGCGCCUUAUCAUAGUUGCCGGGCCUCUCUCUAUCUGCUUGCACUGAGAAGAAGAACAACCAAGAGGAAGAAGAUGUCGCAUGUUCAAGGUCUUGGGUUGCGUGCGUGUCUCACAUGUGGAGGCUUGAAGCCUGGGCGCUGGUUCCGUUCGAUUUGCAAGAUGCUACGAGCAACACCUGCAGCCGCAUGUCUGACAGAUGGGCAACCGAUGAGGCUGACUAUGCGCCUGUCAUCCGGAACGUCCUGCCUGCUAUUGAUUGGGCGCCUGUUCAGUGUCCGCCUUGUGAGUGGUUGCCGUCUCUUUGCAGAGGAGGCCCGCCUCUUCCACCACAGCACCAGCGCCGGCGGCCGAUCUCCAUGCUGUUGCAACGGUGUAAGAAGUGCCCGCCUCUCUUUCCCGCGUAAUGCUGUUGCUGGUGUUGCGGGUCAAGAAGGAGAGCUUCCCCCUGGCGCUGUUUUUGCUGCAAACGGAGCACCAGGCGAAGGAGGUGCUGAAGAAGCGAAAGGCAAGGGCAAAAAAGGAGGCGGGGGGAAGCCAAAGGCAAAGCGAAGGCCAAGGCGAGGGCGCGCGCUGCGCCAUACUGAAAGAACUCACGCCACAGAAUAACAGGGCUGACAGACGUGCUCCAUCCUUUUCCAUUUUCUUCGCCGGAUGUUUUCGGGCGGCGUGCCCUUUCCAUUUUCUUCAGCGAGUGCGUUGCUCUGUCUUCUCGCGUGCUUUAUUUUGAAACGCCGCCCCCUCGUGCGCGUGGGGCAUUCCCGCCCACGACCAGACUGACCCUAGUCAAUUUCGCAAGCAAUCAGUAGUCCUCUGCUAGACCCGCCUGGUGGCUCUUUUUAUUCAGCCCCAUGGCGUUCCUUACCUACUACCCAUGAGCUCUUUCUAUCUCUAUCUCAAUGCACCCAGCACGCACCGCACUAGUUCAUCUGAGGAGGCACCUCCGGCACGUUUUCAACGGGAAAACGCUUCAAAGAUGACUUUCAAGAUGAAUCUAGGUAAGGUCUAAUGACGCCAGCACUACUGGCGCACCAGCUAAUCCUGUAGCUACCAAGAACAACGCUUUGGCUGGCGCGGCCUUGAAAGGUAUCAUGGCUAUGGCAGAAAAGGGACAUCUGGCGCCUCCAAAUCAUCCUCCUCUCGGUGGAAAAGACAACACGGCUUCCUCGCUGCAACAACAGGCUUCGCCUAGUACUGCAGCCGGAGCCUCUUCUAGCUCUACUGGUGCAAAUAGUACGAAAGGCCUCUCUCGUACUAGUGCAGCUACAUCUGCAACUAUUUCGUCUGUAGCAAACAUAAUCAAAGGGAGUCUUGGAUCUGCUGCACAAGGCGAUAUCAGCAAAGGCUCUUCUGCAAAAGGCGAGAGCGAGGGCAAAAAAGGCACUGCAGCAGCAGGGGUUCUGCCUCCGACUGCAGCGAAGGCGGGUUCGCGGCUCUCUUCGAAAUCUCCAGAAGCCGCUGAUGACAUUGACGGGGAACCUGUUGGUGGAGCAACUACUACCCAGCGUACUGGUACUACUACUACUAGUGCGGCAGGUACAGUGAGGCUCCUGAAGACACAACGCACAUCGGUUGCAGGUACUGCUACGCAGAGGCGAACGGCGAUAGGAGAAGUGACAACGGGACACGGAAGUGUGGAAGGCACUUCUAGAACUUCUAAGACAGUGACCGCGCAGCCAUCCGCGCAGUCCGGUCAGUCACAGCAGCAGCAAGGAAAUGGAGCACCAGGAGUACAGGGUUCCCCACAACAGAUACAGGGUGCCCAGCAAACGCCAACGCAGGGAUCGCCACAACAAGUGCAGGCUCAACAGCAGGGUACAACUAACGUGAACAACAUGAGGCAGCCAGUGCCAGGCGGACAGCCCCUGCCACAGGAUUUCCAACAACUGCAGAUGCAGCAGCAACAGAUGCAGCAGCAGUUUUACAGCCAAAUGGCAGUGGGAGGCAUCCCACCGCAGGACCCGAACCAGACGUAUGCCUACCUGCAGCAGCAAAUCCUGAUCGCGCAGCAGCACAUGCAAAAAUAUCAGAUGGGCGCUGCAAAUGCCGAAGAUCCGGCACAGCGACUACAGCAGGAGCAAGACUACGCCCAGUGGCAAACCUACAUGGUUCAGUGCAACGACUACCUCAUGUGCAUGCAGCAGCGACAGCAGCAAGCCGCACUCGCACAACAUCAGAUGGAGAUGAUGCACCAGCACAGUCAGGUGUUCCAGGUACAACAACAUAUGGAGCAGGUGGCGCAGUACCAGCAGCAGAUGCAGCAGGGUGGACUACCUACAACAGGAGCGGUGGAGCAGGCGCAGGCCACGAGGAGCGAAACCACGAUGGCCCCACCGCCACCACCGACCGAAGGCUAA